Messenger RNA from Aspergillus clavatus NRRL 1, 2184 nucleotides. RefSeq names its product Zn(II)2Cys6 transcription factor. Gene Ontology annotation, biological process: regulation of DNA-templated transcription. Bases 1 to 2184 code for a protein of 727 amino acids. Lineage: Eukaryota; Fungi; Ascomycota; Eurotiomycetes; Eurotiales; Aspergillaceae. The record is from RefSeq and is a predicted model, not a curated record. Gene Ontology annotation, molecular function: zinc ion binding; transcription cis-regulatory region binding; DNA-binding transcription factor activity, RNA polymerase II-specific. The transcript has 7 exons. Gene Ontology annotation, cellular component: nucleus.
AUGACGCUAUCUCCGAGCUUAGAAAGACCACCAGACUCUCCCUCUGCUCGUCAACUUCAUCAUCGCUGUCUGAGCUCGAGGCUGACAAGGUUCUCAGCGCAUCGGCAGAAUGCAGCAUCUCUGUAUCCUUGCCAGCAGAAUCUGAGGCUGAAGAUCGCAAAAAUGACACAACAAACUGAAAAAGCAUGCACGGAGUGUAGACAGCAGAAGGCCAGAUGCGAUGCCCAUUUGAAUCCGAAUCAACCAUGUUCCAGAUGUGUGAAAGUAAAGGCAGAAUGUAUCAUUUCUGAGCCUUUUAGGAGAGAGCACAAGCGCCAACGUCGAACUGAACUAGAACGCGAGGCAGAGGAGCUGCGACGCAAGCUGACAUCCCAUGCACUUGACCCUCAGCCUUCCCCCAUAGACAUGUUGACCGCUGCAGCAGAGAUGGGAGGCCUCUCGACAAGCAAUGAGAGCGACUUGCGUCUACCUCCGCCAGUCACACUCCAUCCUCCUGUGUCUUCAUACCCCCAGCAGCUGUUGACCCCGGCAUUUCUCGAGCCGUCCUUACCCAGGAUGGAGAUGAGGCGCGAAGAUCGUCUUCCUGAUCCGACUGUCCCUCGCAGCAUGGAUAAUAUCGCACUGACUGCAGAUGAGAUUGAUGAUCUGUUUUCGAUCUUCUUCCACCACUAUGCACGAUUCCUUCCUAUCCUUGAUACCAGCACAUCUCCUAACGCGUACUGCAUGCAAUCCCCUUUUCUCUUUUGGGCCGUCAUAGGGGUCGCAUGCAGGGCAUAUCCGAGAAACCCCACCUUGCUCUCUGCUCUCUCGCGAAGCAUCCUAGAGAUGGCAUUGCUUUCUGCUACCUCCACAUCCCCGUGGCACACAAUUCAGGGAUUGCUGUUGCUUUUGACAUGGCCUUUUGCGAAGGACAGAAACCGACCCGACGUGACUUUCUCGUUGUGUGGUAUGAUGGUACACAUUGCCAUGCAGAACGGACUGCAUAUCCCAAUGUCGAGCCACGAAUUCUCGAAGGUGAAGAUUCCUGCUCCCUCUGAGGCUGACAUGAUUCGGCGAUCUGAGUUAUGGGCACAUUGCGUGAUUGUCUAUCAGAACUCCUGCAUUAUCAAAGGACAGCUAGCUCGGACACUCGUGGACAUGCAGCAAGAGUUUGGACAGAGCCAAGUCCUGUUUCAGCGAAUCGCGCCGGCAAUCGUGUUGAAGGUAAAAUGCCUAGAUCUAAUAACACGAUGCAGCGCGGCAGUAGUCGAAAACGGGGUACGCGCCAUGACCCUGGAUCAGGAGCGGUCUUUGGAUAUUAUUAUUCGUACAUACGAGAGUCAGAUUGCAGACUUGGAAUCGCAAUUCACUUCCGCGGAUGACAAGCUUUCCACAGCUCUCGGUCGCUUAAGCAUUCAAGUCUUCCAUUUCUUCAAAACACAGACCAUCUCGUCCACAGGCUGUCUCGCACGCGUCCUGACCACAGCAUGCCGCGUAAUCGACUGCAUUGAGGCGCUAGGCCAGAAGAUGAACUGCCUCACCGCCACGCCGAUCCAGAUCAACUUCGGCCUGCUGCUAGCCUCGGUCUCGCUGCUGCGCAUCCUCAAAGGGCCGGCAUCGUACAACCUGGAUCUCGACCGCGCCCGGCUGUCGUUCUUCGCGGGAAUCGGUCUCGCCAAGGAGAUGUCCGUCGAGCCGAAUGACACCGCAGCGAAGACGGUGCUCAUCCUCAACCAGCUCUGGAACAGCACCAAGGCGUUCCGCAAGUCCGAUGGCAGCGAGUACACAGCUCUGCGAAUUCGCAGCCGUCUCGUCUUGAGCCCCGUCCUCGAUGCGGUCUGGUGGUGGCGCGAUGAGUUCGACAAUCAGUACCGCGCCCUCUUUCUAUCGCCCGGAGAGACCACAGAAGGUACGGAGUUGAUUGAUAAUCUUUUCUUUGCUCCCCCCCACUCCCACCCACCCACGUUCCCCACCCAUCCAUUAGUCUUGAGCUUACCAUUUCAACUCUCGCUAGGAGUCGAAAUCCAUCGGGACAACCCCGGCGCCAUCAUCAACACCGUGGCUGGUGCCCUUGAGCGCCAGGAACCCGUUUGCUUCGAUGACCAGUUUCUCGCAGAUUUCGAAUGGGCUUUGGGUGAAGAUGCUCUCUUCCCCCCUACCGAAUCCUACAACUCCACUUGGCCAUCGAGCGGGGCUAUAGUGUGA